UCCUUGCAGGGGAGGAUACGGUUACACGUGGGCCAGAGUAUGGCGGACAGUUUACCAAACACGAAGUGUGCGAUGUGUUGUGAGGACACUGCGAGAUAUUGCUGUCCCACAUGUGCCAAAAAAACAUGCAGUCUAAGAUGUGUGAAGAGUCACAAGAUGAAAUUUCAGUGUUCAGGAGUACGUUGUAAGACCAAGUUUAUAUCACUUGACAACUUCAAAUGCAGUAACUUACAAUCGGACCUUGUGUUUUUGGAGGACAUGGACAGACUUGUGAACUCUACAGCACAUCAUAGUCAAAGCAAGUUUAACAGAAGACAUCAGAACUUCCAGGUUAGGCAGCUUUGUCUUGUAGCAAAGCAACGUGGUGUGGAUUUAAAGAUCUUGCCAAAUGGAAUGUCUAGGAGGAAGGAGAAUACAACAAAUUUUAACAGAAAAGAAAAGUGCAUAAAGUGGAGAAUUCAGUGGUUAUUCCCUGAAGUUGGAGUGGAAUAUACUGACAAAUGUGUUUCAGAGCAAGAAAGUUUAGGAGAUGCCCUUAGAAAGUAUAUAGACCCUGAGAAAGCAGAUGCUGUGUACAAACAAAGUUUAAAGAAGUAUUGUGAAGUUGGAACCCAAGGAGUAUGUGUGUUUUUAAAAAAUGAGCUUGUUCCUGGAAGAGAAAUUAGGUAUCACCAGCUAGAUAUUUCACAGACUUUGAAAAGUUGUUUGAACAAGAAGACUAUUAUUGAAUUCCCCACUUUACAUGUUGUACUCCAUGAGAAAACAGCAAGCUACCCCACUGGCAGUCAGCACAUCGAUGAUGUGUGUGCGGUUUGAUUUUCUGCAGAUACUGAACGUUGUGAUGAUUUCUUGUUUCCGACUUUCUUUUGUAUGUUAACGUGCUCUUGAGACGAGAAGAAUAAAUAGUUUUCAGAAAA
This is a messenger RNA of Pocillopora verrucosa, 917 nucleotides long. RefSeq names its product box C/D snoRNA protein 1-like. The record is from RefSeq and is a predicted model, not a curated record. Gene Ontology annotation, biological process: box C/D snoRNP assembly; snoRNA localization; maturation of LSU-rRNA from tricistronic rRNA transcript (SSU-rRNA, 5.8S rRNA, LSU-rRNA). Gene Ontology annotation, cellular component: nucleus; pre-snoRNP complex. Lineage: Eukaryota; Metazoa; Cnidaria; Anthozoa; Scleractinia; Pocilloporidae.